Molecule: messenger RNA, 1665 nt
Organism: Onthophagus taurus
Lineage: Eukaryota; Metazoa; Arthropoda; Insecta; Coleoptera; Scarabaeidae
Source: RefSeq, a predicted model, not a curated record
UAGUCCACGCGCUGUGAACGUCGGGCGAGCUUGAACUUUUAUCCGUCAUUCAAAAAGCACGCUUUCGAUGGAAACGUGAUUCCGCGAUCUUAUGAUAAAAAACUGGCGUGGGAUGUGAGUUUUCGUGACUACACAAGGCGAGUGUAGAACGUGCGAAGACAUGAAUGGGGUUAUUCUUCUAAUCUCUUUCUCCAUUACAACCAACUUCUUUAAAGGAUCGCAAUGCCUAAAAGACGUGAAACUGAACAUAGAUCCGGCAACGGUGAAACUUUAUCACGACACCAUUCUACAUUGCACUUACGACCUAGAGGGCGCUAGUCUUUACUCGGUGAAGUGGUACCGAGGUCAAAGGGAAUUCUACAGGUAUACCCCAACAGAGUCGACAAAAGUGAAGGUGUUCGCUAUUGAAGGAUUCACCGUAGAUGGAGCGGCUUCAAACAGCACUCAGGUGUACCUGAGGAACAUCUCGGACUUCAAGCACUCUGGAAACUUCAGUUGUGAAGUGACCGCAGAUGGAAAUACGGUGUUUGAAAGACGCGACGAGCAGACCAUGCAAGUUGUACGUAAGUACGAAUUACCAGAACACGAACCAAAAAUCAGUGUUGGAAGAGAUCCUUUAGACGUGGGCGAUGUCCUCAAAGCCAAUUGCUCAUCGCCACCAUCAAAACCAAGAGCCGAAAUGACCAUGUCCCUAAACAAUUUCGUGAUAAAAAUGUCUGAUCUAUCGAAGCAAAAACCAAUUUCCCAUCCAGAUUGGAGCGACUUAAGUGUAGAAAUAAAACUAACCGAGCACUACUUCAAAGACAACGGUGACCUGAAGUUGGAAUGUGUGGCCAAAGUGGCCGGAAUCUACAGCGAUAACGCGGUUCUUUUCUUGGAGAGCGCUCGAAGACACCCCGUCCCUGAAAGAGUCAGCUACAAUAUUGCCUCCGCAAUCACCAAAAACACAGCUAUUUGUCUGAUCGGCUUCGUUUUCUCGUAUUUAGUGUUAGAUUAAAUUAGCUCUCUUAAAAUAGCUAAAAUAUAAAUGGCAAAGAAAAAAUUGUUUUUAAAAAUAAGCAUUGCUUCGCCAUAUCGUUUUAAAAAAUAAAAAAAAUAAUUUUUGAAAGGGUAACAACACUUAUUAUAUUUAGAUACCAAUAAUUUUAUACAUUGUAAAUAUUUCUACAUAAAAAAUACAAAAUAAAUGAAAAAGAAAUGUCAACUAUAUUCAAUAAUGUUAUCAAAAAAAAAAUUAAAUAAAAUAAACGUCGAAUAUUGAUUUUUUUCUUUAUGGUAAAUCAAGUCGGUUUCUUGUGAAUUCAAUUUCUUUCCAUCUAUUCAUAUUUGAAUUUCUUAAGUAACUUUGAAGUAAAAGUAACUUUAAGAGCUGAAAUUAAAAGGACUCGUCGUCUUUUUUUAAGUCGUUCCCUUUUCAAGCUGCUGCUUUCUUACGUGCCCCAUUAAGCGUUAAAGGAAAACCAAGCACUACAGGAUGACGGAUGGAAAAUGGCCUAGCACUCCACCGAAAAAGCAAGAAACCGGCAUUCUCAACACACUCAUCAGCACUUUUGUACUAUAUACGUUCGUUCGUUUUGCAUUAAAUACACGUCGGCGGCGACUACAAUUGAAAGGAAACGGUUAACUGUGAUAAUUCGAAUAAAAAUUUAAUGUAUAUGUAGAUAA